AUGGAAAAAUUUAAAGAAAAACCUGAAAUACGUCGAAAAGGCCGUGGAGUUUUUACAACAAUUCCUGGCAUCACUCAUUCAAAAUUGGAUACUUCGGUAUCUACUAAUGUCUCAGCGGGUGCUAGUGCAUCUUCUGAUUUUAACUUGGAUACUUCGGUAUCUACUGCUAUAUUAAUACCUGCUGGAGCAGUUAUUAAUCCAAAUCUUGAUACUACGGUAUCGAAUAAAGAAGUUGAAAUUGAUAAAAUUUUGGAAAAAACUGAAGAAGAGAAAGGAUUAGACCCGAAAGAAGUGACGGAGAGCAUGGAAAAGCUCUUACUCGAAGAAGAUAUGGAGACUGACGAGUGGGAAAAAUCGCAAACUUGGGGUGAGGAAGAAAAGAAGACAACUAAAAAUGCUAAAAUUCCGAAAUUUGCUAAUGAAGGAUUUGCGGCAUUGUCGCACCCAGAAGAAGAAGAAUUUAAAGAAGUUAAAAGAAAGGAAAAGAAGAAAGAAAAAUCAUUGGAUACUUCGGUAUCUACUAAUUAUUCUUCACUCGAUCAAACAUCGGGGAAGGAUUUGAAAGUCAAACGGUAUGUCAUAGCGCAAAUGCUUGACAAAAAAUUAAUAGCAGUGUACCCUAAUCCAACUAAUCUGAAACAAUGGCCCUUAUUUAUGGAAAUACCCGAUGAAUUAAAAUUGGAUUCGGAAAGGCCUCUCUGCUUAGGAGACAGCGUAAUUAUUUCGAAAUAUAAUUGGAUUGAGGGGAGAAGAGAAAUUGACACAGCUAACUGGAUGUUUCAGAGCCGAAUUAAUGCCCAGGCCAUAGCUUUAGAAAUUCUGGAUGUUUCGCUAGCCCCGUGGGUAUUUAACACUGGUUUUGUUGUGGAUAUUAAAAAGCGAAAAGGAAAAGAAGUUAAAAAUACUAUGGGCUCAGCGCUUGUAGUUGCUUUCGGAAUGGAGCGAACUGCGAAACUUUUUAACCGACAAUGCGCAGAAGAUCUCGACUUUGAGAAUCUUCAAAGGGGAAGCCUGCUUGAUAUGCAACUAGCGAAAAUUCCAGAAGGCCAAAGAAAAUUCUCAUGUUCUAGCUAUAGCCAUGCCACAUCGAGAAAAAUGGCGUUGGUUAGCACGAAAUAA
Meloidogyne enterolobii is the source of this 1119-nucleotide messenger RNA. The record is from the annotation of a GenBank genome assembly. NCBI's taxonomy places the organism in Eukaryota, Metazoa, Nematoda, Chromadorea, Rhabditida, Meloidogynidae.